Grammomys surdaster is the source of this 786-nucleotide messenger RNA. Its product is annotated as coiled-coil domain-containing protein 12. The record is from RefSeq and is a predicted model, not a curated record. Lineage: Eukaryota; Metazoa; Chordata; Mammalia; Rodentia; Muridae. The transcript has a single exon. Gene Ontology annotation, cellular component: post-mRNA release spliceosomal complex; U2-type spliceosomal complex. The coding region runs from base 32 to 532 and encodes 166 amino acids.
GGAGCGAAAAAGGAGGGGGGCCUCCGGAAAGAUGGCGGCUGCUCCUGCUGGUGUGGGCCGCCUCGAAGAAGAGGCGCUGCGGCGGAAAGAACGGCUGAAGGCCCUCCGGGAGAAAAGUGGGCGCAAGGACAGGGAAGAUGGGGAGCCACAGACCAAGCAGCUCAGAGAAGAGGAAGAGGAAGUUGGGAAGCACAGGGAACUCAGGCUUCGGAACUAUGUCCCAGAGGAUGAAGACCUGAAAAGGAGGCGGGUCCCUCAGGCCAAACCAGUUGCAGUGGAGGAGAAGGUGAAGGAGCAGCUGGAGGCUGCCAAGCCAGAGCCUGUCAUUGAGGAAGUGGACCUGGCCAACCUAGCACCUCGGAAACCUGAUUGGGAUCUCAAGAGAGAUGUGGCCAAGAAGCUGGAGAAGCUGGAGAAGCGGACCCAGAGAGCCAUCGCAGAGCUGAUCCGUGAACGGCUGAAAGGCCAGGACGACAGCCUGGCCUCUGCAGUGGAUGCCACCAUUAGACAAGAGGCUUGUGACUCUGACUGAGAUGUUUUCCGUGUCCUCUCUGUUCAGCACACACAUCCUGUGGGAAGAUAGUCUCAGACAGGGAUGGGGUUAGGCUGGCCAGCACUUCUGGGUCUUGAGAACUGAGCCAGCCCACUGAGUCUCAGCUUCUGUUGGUUGUGACCAGUUCACCUCCCAAGGGUGUCCACCACCCCGAGUGGGUCAAAGCUGAGGUCUGUACAUAUGUAUGGGAAUGGAGCUUUGUAACUUCUGGAAAUAAACCUCCAUUUAGUCGA